This is a messenger RNA of Medioppia subpectinata, 1489 nucleotides long. The record is from the annotation of a GenBank genome assembly. Lineage: Eukaryota; Metazoa; Arthropoda; Arachnida; Sarcoptiformes; Oppiidae.
GAAAUGUGGGUUUUGUUGCAAACAAUUGAUUGCAAAAAGUUUUUUCAAAAACAAAUCAAAACAAACCAAACCUUUGAAGACAUGCUUUGCCUUUGAAUAUAGCGUUGAUUACAAUUGUGUUGUCAUUGGAAGUGAUGUUUCAUAAAGUCUUAACCAAUUGUUUCAUUCAUUCAAUCAAUUGUUCACAAAGAGUGCACUUCUUGUCGAAACAGCGGCUCUUGUGGUCAUCUAAUGCGGGACACAAUGCGGUCAAUACAGUCAUCUCCAGGUGUUUGUCAUCGACACCGUCGGCGGUCACCAGUCAUACAGUUGUCGACACGUUUCGCACCAAUCAAUCGGAUCCAAGACUUCACUCCACACAACACUUAGCCAUGUAUUACACGAUUCCCGCAGACAUCGCGACCAAACUCUUUGUUUUGGGAGGUUUUAGUGGACAACAACAGCGAGCCUUCAAGACAUUCAGAGAGACCACUCUUAUGGUCAGACGACCCGCUCUUGAGGUCAUGGAUUAUCUGCGAAGAGCUCACUAUAACAGACCCGUCAAUCGAUACGUCCUUUACGGUCCGAUCGGUUCGGGGAAGACAUUCACCGCAAACCAUGUCUUGCACUACGGGUUUGAAGAGAAGUUUGUUUUGCUUUAUUGUCCGAAUCCCACCGAUUGGGUCCAAUAUCCCGAAGAGACGUCUCAAUCCAGUUAUAAAGGCCAACGAAUGGACACUCCAAUCGAUGCCGCCGUUUGGUUGCAACUCUUCCGCACACAUAAUAAUCAUUUGUUGGAUGAGUUAGACUUAAGGGCUUCCAAGCAAUACGUGUGGAGUCAGCGAGAGAUCACAGAACCGGGCGAUCCGUUGAAGAAUAUUCUUGAACACGGAAUCAGUCGUAUUAAACACUCGUCCGAUUGUAUGGCAGUUAUUCUCAAAGAGAUUAAAGAGCAGAGCGUUAGCGGGAAGUAUAGGGUUUUGGUGGUCGUCGACAAAGCGAACGCUUUCUACGAGUCGAGUAAAAUUAAAUACCCGGACAGGAGUCUCGUCGACAUCGAUAACAUCACAAUCGCGCGCGCCUUCAAAAAACUCUUCACCAAUGAUUGGACUAACGGCGCUGUUGUGGCCACAGUUGACAAGAAACUGGUGGUUCCGUACAGAAUACACAAAGUGUCGCGACCUUUCAAAGCCAAAGCCAAGUCAAGGGCGAGCGACAAUUGGGGUCCGUUCACUGUCUCUCAUAUCAGUGAUUUGCCACAUGACUUGUUGACCAAUACGGGUUUCAAACAUUUUGAUCCAUUUAUUCCGAUUGAAGUUCCCAUUUAUGACGAUAAAGAGAUGGAGAGUUGUCUUAACUAUUAUAACGAUAGGAAAUGGAUUCAGAGACCUAUCGCUAAAACAGUUGAGGGCAGGAAUGAAAUUAAAUUUUUAUCCGCAUUUAAUCCAUUAGAGACUUAUGAGAUCUGUUGUGGACUUUAAUAGCAAUAAUAAAACUAAUUAUUUCAAUA